Messenger RNA from Sarcophilus harrisii (Tasmanian devil), 1886 nucleotides. RefSeq names its product WD repeat domain 89 (gene WDR89). Lineage: Eukaryota; Metazoa; Chordata; Mammalia; Dasyuromorphia; Dasyuridae. The transcript has 2 exons. Bases 540 to 1709 code for a protein of 389 amino acids. Gene Ontology annotation, molecular function: protein binding. The record is from RefSeq and is a predicted model, not a curated record.
GGUCGGGCCACCCGCUUCUUCCGCGUUCCCCCUCCACCCCCUUUUCUCCGCCCCACCUCUCUCGCCUUGACCAAUCCCCUUUGGACUUCCGUUCUUGGUCUACCCAAUGGGAAAAAAGAAGACAGCGUUGCCGGAGGUAAUUAAGGACAGGGAGCGGGUUCUUGGCUUCCUUCGAAACUCCGCGGGGCGAUGGUAUCCACGUGGUUGGGACGCUGUGCUCUGUUCUCCCAUUUCUCUCGGAGGUGAUUUGAACCGACUGCGAGGGCGAGUCGGGAAGCUGGACUGCAGAAGCAUUCUGGGAGCGGCCAUUGAUCCCUGAAGCCCAGGGAGCUGAUCGCGUGCGUGCGGGGGAAGAGGGGCAUACCUCCCUUCCUCCCUCCCCCGCGGCACUCUGAGGAGGAGAAAACACCUUCCCCUUUAGGAAGCUUAGGCUGCCGGAGAAAGGCUCAUCGAAUGCAGUUGUUAAGAUCACGAUUUUCUCGCUACUUGACCCUGGAACGAAUCCCCGAUUUUAACUGCCUUUGAAUGCUACUGCAGAUAUGGAGAAGAUUGAAGAACAUUUCGCAAAUUUGUCCAUUGCUAGACGUUCUGCAAUAACUAAAGAGCCUACUUACCUCCUUGACAUAGACACUUCAAAAAAUGUACAGAAAGAAAAUGGAUGCAUAGUUGCUAUUUCAUGUUCCAAUGGAUCAGUUAGACUAUAUAAUAAAGAGACAUUAAGUUUGCUAAGGGAGUUUAAUGAACAGUCUGGGCUCCUUAAAGGAGUCAAAUUUGCAAAUUCCUAUUCCCAUGUAUUUUCAGCAUGCACGGAUGGCACUAUAAAGUGUUGGGAUGUGCGCUUAUCUGGUAAAACACCAGUACAGGUGUUCAAGGGUUAUCCUUCAAAUGUUUUCAUCAGUUUUGAUAUUAAUUGUAAUGAUCAUAUAAUUUGUGCUGGAACUGAAAAAGUGGGUGAUGAUACUUUGAUGGUAUUUUGGGAUGCAAGAAGUAGUUCUCAAAGUUCAUGCCCUGUUAAAGACCCAUUAGGUGUUUAUUCAGAGACACACAGUGAUGAUAUAACCCAGGUAUGUUUUCAUCCUGACAAUCCUAACAUGAUAGUCUCGGGAUCAACUGAUGGACUUGUGAAUGUUUUUGAUAUAAGCAAUGACAACGAAGAAGAUGCCCUCAUUGCAACUUGUAACUCUGGUUCAUCAGUAAGUUAUGUUGGUUGGUCUGGGAAGGAAUAUAAACAGAUUUACUGUAUGACACAUGAUGAAGGAUUUUGUUGGUGGGAUCUUGCCAAUUUAGAUACUGAUCAACCAGUUACAUGUCUGAAUAUCCAGGAUGUCAGGGAAGUAAUUAAUGUGCAAAAUGGAAAUCUGGAUUAUUUGGUUGGUGGCUUAUACCAUGAAAAAACAGACCAACUGUUGGUUGUUGGAGGUACAAAUACAGGAACUAUUCACUUAAUAAACUGUGCCUCUUCAGGAUUGACAUAUAUGAGAAGCCUUGAGAGAGGGCAUUCUGCCACAGUUCGUUCCUUCUGUUGGAGUAUGCAGGAUGAUUCUUUACUAACUGGUGGAGAAGAUGCACAACUGUUACUUUGGAAACCUGGAGCUACUGAAAAGAUUCUUGCAAAGAAAGAUAACAUGAAAAUAGCUUCCUCUGUGCAGAAACGUAUUAGAGUUCACAGUAAUGAUUCUUACAAAAGUAAGAAAAAGCAUAGUGGUUAAAACUGCUUGUGAUCUUGUUUGGUCUUCUAUUAAUUAAUAUACUAUAGCCUGUAUGCAGAAAUGGAUCUAUUUGUAAAUUAGCUUUUUGAAGUACAGAAAAAACUUGAUUUAUAUAGAACUUGAAAUGUCAUAAAAAUAAAAUACUUCUGAAUUCAAAAGAACAGUCUGAAUUCCAUU